CCGGCGGACCUGCUCAAAACCCGGGUUCAGCAGUCCGGCCAGCCAACCUCUCUCCUGCCCACCGUCCGCGCAAUUCUAGCCUCGCCCAAUCCCAUCCGGAACCUAUGGCGUGGAACACUCCCGUCAGCCCUCAGAACCGGGUUCGGAUCGGCCCUCUACUUCAGCUCUCUUAAUACACUACGGCAGUCGGUGGCCAUAGUCAAGCUACAUACCAAGGGAGACAAUGGCAGCAGUACCACUAAUUCUUCUUCUUCCUCGCCGCGGACUUCGGCCCUGCCUAAGCUGUCACACUCAGCAAACCUGCUGACUGGAGCCGUGGCGCGAGUAUCGGCUGGGUUCAUCAUGAUGCCUGUCACCGUGCUGAAGGUGCGGUACGAGUCCGAUUACUACUCGUAUCGGAGCCUCUGGGGGGCUGGUAAGGACAUUGUUCGGACAGAGGGCGUCAGAGGAUUGUUUUCCGGGUUUGGAGCAACUGCCAUUCGCGAUGCGCCGUACGCCGGCCUCUAUGUCGUGUUCUACGAACAGUCCAAGCGGUCCCUGUCCGCCCUUCUAUCGUCCCCAUCUCGAAGUAGCAAAGGUGAGCUGGAAAAGGAAGCCGUCUCGUCGAUGCCGUCCGCAGCUUAUGUUCACUUCCUCUCUGGCGCACUUGCGGCAGGCUUGGCGACAACUAUCACCAACCCGUUUGAUGUGCUCAAAACUCGCGUGCAGCUGAUGCCCUCCAAGUACCGCAACAUGUGGCAUGCUGCAAGGCUGGUUUUACGUGGUGAGGGCGUCAGGAGCCUAUUUGGCGGGCUGAGCUUGCGUAUUGGGCGGAAAGCCAUUAGCUCUGCCUUAGCCUGGACGAUCUACGAGGACCUGAUAUUGCGUGCUGAGACCUCCCGGUGGGCCCAGCAGGAGAAGAGCAUGCUAACUUGA
Messenger RNA from Trichophyton verrucosum HKI 0517, 915 nucleotides. RefSeq lists its product as uncharacterized. Gene Ontology annotation, molecular function: glycine transmembrane transporter activity. NCBI's taxonomy places the organism in Eukaryota, Fungi, Ascomycota, Eurotiomycetes, Onygenales, Arthrodermataceae. The transcript has a single exon. Gene Ontology annotation, cellular component: mitochondrial inner membrane; mitochondrion. The record is from RefSeq and is a predicted model, not a curated record. Gene Ontology annotation, biological process: glycine import into mitochondrion. The annotation marks the transcript as partial.